Messenger RNA from Alnus glutinosa, 855 nucleotides. Its product is annotated as UPF0481 protein At3g47200-like. The transcript has a single exon. Lineage: Eukaryota; Viridiplantae; Streptophyta; Magnoliopsida; Fagales; Betulaceae. The coding region runs from base 1 to 855 and encodes 284 amino acids. The record is from RefSeq and is a predicted model, not a curated record.
AUGUGUUCACCGGAAAAGAAAGCCAGAGACUGUUAUUCCGGAACUAUCGAUCCGAUCGAAUCGAAUGACUUCCUCGAAAUGAUGGUGCUUGAUGGUUGUUUUAUAAUCCAAUUCCUUCUGUUCUUUGGUUCAAGGAAUAUUGGGAGAAAGGUAUUGAGAGACCACCCUCUCGGCCGGAUGGACAGGGACAGGGUAAUGUUGCAGAAGAUCUGCGCGGACUUGUUCAUGCUUGAGAAUCAGAUCCCAUAUUUUGUUCUGGAACUGUUAUUUAAAUUUUUCAGGAAUCCUUCGGGGGGCAGAGAUGUGUCCUUGCCAAUUUACGCCGUAACAACUUUUUCACAAACAUUGGAAAUUGGUUCAUUCUAUUUCGAGGCCGAAGACAUUUCUGAAUCCUACGGGGCCGAAUGCUUGCAUUUGCUGGAUCUGGUUCGGUCAAUUUUUAUCCCACCGGACCUACCCUAUCGUUAUCGUAAAGAAAGAUUCCCUUUCACACAAGAAAACUGGUACAGACCACUCCGUACUAUUCCCCGCAUCUCGCAGCUCCCUCGUGCAGGAAUCAUGGUCAAUCCACGUAAAAAGGACAGAUUCUUGGUAGUUCAAUUCGUGAAAUCGCUCGGUGUGAUUGAGAUGCCCAAUUUAAGUCUCAAUGAAUUAAUGUGCUCUUUCUUGGUGAACUGCGUGGCAUUUGAGCAAAGCUACAAUACCCAUUCCAAGCACUUAUCAGUCUACGCCCUUUUCUUGGACUGGCUUGUAAACACUGCUCAGGACGUCGAGUACCUUUGUGAGCACCGAGUCAUUGAUAAUUACAUGAGAACGAUGCUGUUAGCUUCAUCAACAAUUUGGGCAAGGACUUGA